CCUCGAGGGAAAAAAUAUCUCCACUUCUGACUCUGACAUCCCUGAUUCUGACAUCCCUGAUUGUAGUGCCUGAUAAUGGACGAUAAGAGUAUUUGUCAUUAUUACAUCGCUGCUUAUCUAGAACGCGAAUGUGAACCGGUUAUACCAGAAAUUCUCAUAGCGUAAUUGAUUAAUUAAGUGGAUGCAGUGAACCGUGAACUUUACAAAUUAAAGAUUUUCAAGUUCAAUCUUGCAAACCUUUAUUACCAAGUAUACUGAUUACUUGUAAAUUAGAGUUUACAAAUGGUACCUUUAAAUAAUGAAGCAAGAGAUAUUACAAGCUGAUACUACUUUAAGGAUUUUUACUUACAACAAACUGCAUAAUAUAUGUAUAUAUCUUUUAUACAAUUAACUCGAAGAAAAUGAAAAUAAAGAUAAAUUAUAGACAGUUGCCUAUAAAGGCACAUUACUUCUUCUUCAUGGCAGCAAUGGGUCCGAUUCUGCCAUUUUUACCAGUUUACGGCAAGGAAAUUGGUGUAUCGGCAUUCGUUAUGGGUACUAUCACUGCGAUUUUACCAAUUUUAUUCCUGAUUGCCAAACCAGCGUUUGGUUUCCUUGUGGACUACUUCUAUCCAAAGAGAAAAGCAAUAUUUAUAACACUAUUAGGAGCUACAAGUACUUGUUACAUUCUCAUGUACUUUUUGCCGAUACUCCCAGGACCAGUUUUACCAAACCAUAGCUUUAAUAAUAUAUCCUGUGAUCAGAUAAAAUUCUGUCCACCUAAGAACAUCGACAAGCCAAAUUUAUGUACUGGCUUCAAGAAUACAAAAUGCAAUUGGACGUGCACGGAUAACAAUUUUUCCGUACCUAUGCAAUUUUAUGGAAACAAUGAGGAAGCAGAUAUUUCCUCGAACACGACAUGCAUAAUUGAACUAUUAAAUAGUACCUCGUAUUGCUUUAAAAACAGUACCUGCAACGUUACUUGUGAUGAGUUUGAAGACACUUGUUUAUACACUUCUAUAACAUUCUGGGGCUUUGUUUUAUUGAUGUCCCUUGGCAACAUCGGUUUUAAUGUCAGCAACUGCAUAAGUGAUGCUAUUUGUUUCGAUAUAUUAGGCGAAGGUGGUGAAAUGGGAUAUGGUAGACAACGUGUGUGGGGCACUAUUGGCUUCGGAAUUGCUGCAUUGUUAGCUGGCAGUGUAGGAGAUCUAUGGUCUAAAGAAGGAAUUAUUGAAACAUAUACACCUGCGUUUCUAUUUGUUUUCGUAUUCACCGCCAUUGAUCUAGUUUGCUGUAAUAAAUUAGAUCUACCAAAAAUGACAGGAUCUGAAAAUAUAUUGAAAGAUGUUGUUAAGCUUUUAAAAUUGAAAUCUAUUAUUAUAUUCCUCUGUUUCGCGACGAUCGCUGGCAUACUUGAUAGUUUCAUGAUCUACUUUUUAUUUUGGUAUUUAGAAGAUCUUGCUAUGGCAGUAUGGGGUAACAUGAAUCAAAUUAAAUUAAUCGAAGGUUUGAUCGUCGCCGCAGAGACUUUGGGCAGCGAAAUAAUAUUCUUUUCCUUAUCCGGUAAAAUUCUAAAGAAGCUGGGUUUCGGAUAUACUUUUACAUUCUGUUUCCUGUUUUACGCUCUACGACUUGCAUUAAUUUCUAUAGCACCGAAUCCAUGGUGGGUGAUACUUAUAGAACUGUUUAUGCAGGGACCGACUUACGCACUUUGCUACACAACAAUAGUCGCCUAUGCAAGCAAAGUUGCACCACCUGGUACCUCAGCUACCGUGCAAGGGAUCGUAGCUGGCAUGGAUGAUGGCUUAGGUUUUUCAGUUGGUAGUUUUAUUGGGGGGAUCCUGUACAAAUUAUAUGGAGGUGUAACGACGUUGCGGAUAUUUUCUUUACUUGCCUUCGUUACUGCAUUUAUGUACCUCAUUUUGUACCGUCUAUACUUAAAAGAUUUAACGCCAGAGACAAAGAGCCACGUGGUAUGGAAAACGCCCGAGGAAGCUCAAAAGGAAUGUACCGUAGCGGAUAAUUGACUGAACGAGCAUAAUAAUCAAAUAUACUUCCAAUACAAAUGAAAAUUGUCGUUUCGAAACACGAUGAACAAACACCGAUAUUAUACAAGAUAUACAAUAAUAGAUAAAUACUCCAACAAUUAAUUUUUAAAUACGUGCCAAAAGAAGGAGUAUCUUUGAUAUAUCAAUAUUGAGAUCUUAAUAUACGUUGUUUUGAGCAA
Molecule: messenger RNA, 2206 nt
Organism: Ceratina calcarata
Lineage: Eukaryota; Metazoa; Arthropoda; Insecta; Hymenoptera; Apidae
Product: major facilitator superfamily domain-containing protein 6
Exons: 10
Coding region: 402-2006 (534 amino acids)
Cellular component (GO): membrane
Molecular function (GO): transmembrane transporter activity
Source: RefSeq, a predicted model, not a curated record